Messenger RNA from Diuraphis noxia (Russian wheat aphid), 820 nucleotides. RefSeq names its product ion transport peptide (gene ITP). Gene Ontology annotation, molecular function: neuropeptide hormone activity. NCBI's taxonomy places the organism in Eukaryota, Metazoa, Arthropoda, Insecta, Hemiptera, Aphididae. Gene Ontology annotation, biological process: circadian rhythm. The record is from RefSeq and is a predicted model, not a curated record. Gene Ontology annotation, cellular component: extracellular region.
AUGUCGAAAUACAGUGUGAUGGGCUACGAACCCGCACUAGUGCUGGUGGCCACGCUGAUGGCGAUAAUGGCCGUGUCCGUGGUCGCCGUGCCGGCCGCUCACCACCUGCACCACCACUCAGGAGGCCAUCAUCGGAUGAUGUCGAGCAGCGGCGCGGCCGGGUCGUCGUCGCCGUCAUUGUCGGGAAUCGACCAUCCGCUAAGCAAGCGAUCGUUCUUCGACAUUCAGUGCAAGGGCGUGUACGACAAGACGAUAUUCGCCCGACUGGACAGGGUGUGCGAGGACUGUUACAACCUGUUCCGGGAACCACAGCUCCACUCACUGUGCAGGAAAAAUUGCUUCACGACAGAUUUUUUCAAAGGAUGUCUGGACGUGCUCCUGCUUGAAGACGAAGUGGAAAAAAUACAGAAGUGGAUUAAACAGUUGCACGGGGCUGAUCCUGUCGGGGUUGGGGCUUAGAUCUUCAUGCUUUAACACGGUAUACUUUAAGGCUUGUUUGGAGUCUCUUCAAAUAUUAACGGACGAGACUCAAUACAACCAGAUGGUCGAGUUUUUGGGGAAGAAAUAAAAUAUAUAAUAAUACAAUACAGUAUAUGUACUCCCCUACAUAUAUUUUAUUUAUUUUUGGUUAUUUAUUUAUAAACCAGACAUUGGCCGUCAAAAACCUAUUCUAGUCUAUUCAGAGAAAGCAACAGCAUUACAUACAAAAUAAUAUCGAAGAAAUAUGUUUACUUUCCCUAGAUGAAUUUUUCUAAUUUAUUAAAUAGAUCAUAAGAUUUUGUUUUUAAUUUUUGUUUAUAAAACUUAUUUAAUUGUUUGU